AGAUCGAUUACAGAAUGAAGCCUAACAACUUGUGGGUGUUUAUAGUUUCAUGCUGCUACAAAAGUGUUCCAACAGGAUGUGUUUACAACACAUUAACCUUGCAGGGAGUGACCAGUGUGCGACUUCUUCCCAUGGAUCGCACCGACGACAACGAGAAAUGGGGAGACUGGCUUGUCAGCGUCAUUAUACAAUACGCUGGUGCCAUCUCGUCAAAUCCUGUCGAAAGAGAUACCGAUAUUGCUGAACUGCUUUUCUAUCUGGGACAUCAAGCUGCUAUGCACGACGGUUACAAGAAUUGUGGAGCGUGGAAGAUGCUGAUAUCAAUUCAGGACAGUAAGCAUUUAAAUUACAAGACAAAAGAGCAGUAUUUUGCCGCCUAUGCGAAGAGACUUUUAAAAGAAGCAAAAGCGGAAGACUCCAUGCAAUACAAAGGCGACAAGGGGAAUCCCCAGGCUUCUGCAGCCACCGACCUACAGCUCCAUACAAUGCCGCGCGAUGCAGUUGCUUGUACAAGAGACCAACAAAUAGAUUCGGAAAUAAAGCGCUUGAGGGAUAUUAUUGCGGAACAGACGACCGUCAUAGACAGCUUGAAGAAGCGUGUGGGCUCAGUUGAAUGUCGCCUUCUUCCCAAGCCUCCUUCGUUCUGAUCGUCCCAUUCUGAUCGUAAUCGUGCCGGCCAAGGUUUUCAUAAUGCGGUGCAAACAGUUCCAGUUCGAAGCUGCUACAGUACGUGAAUAAAGAUACAUUAACAAUUUGUUCACAUCAAAAAGAUUUUUUCCCAGAUCGUUACAAUACUUCUACCCAAUUAUUAUGUUUUGAAUUUGCAGCAUUAGGUUUUACAUGUGUUCACAAAGCAUACAACAGCUGCAAAAUGAUAAGAUCGUAACAUACGAGAAGCGAAGAAACCGGCACAAACAGCUCAUAUGUAUUGUUAGGCAAAAUGGAUUUUCGCAAUGGAAUCUGGACUGCCGGGUUGCCGUUUAGAAAUAAUUUAUGCGGUAAAAUGAAGCGCAACAGUUCCUACGGCCGCAAAAUAAGAUAUAGGUAGCGACAAAAUCAGUUUAAACGAGAAACCAUUUUAUUUCUCUAUUGCACCAGACAUGCAAAACAAAACAGGAUCAGUUUUGUCCAAGUGUUUCACCAUGUUGUGUCUAACUGCU
This is a messenger RNA of Paramacrobiotus metropolitanus, 1160 nucleotides long. RefSeq lists its product as uncharacterized. The coding region runs from base 15 to 647 and encodes 210 amino acids. Lineage: Eukaryota; Metazoa; Tardigrada; Eutardigrada; Parachela; Macrobiotidae. The transcript has 5 exons. The record is from RefSeq and is a predicted model, not a curated record.